Messenger RNA from Knipowitschia caucasica, 729 nucleotides. NCBI's taxonomy places the organism in Eukaryota, Metazoa, Chordata, Actinopteri, Gobiiformes, Gobiidae. The record is from the annotation of a GenBank genome assembly.
AUGGCGUUCCCUUUGACUGGUUUGGUGCUGGUUUGGUUCAAGAUGGCUCUCCAGUUUCAGCAACUCCUCUUGGGCUUUCUCCUCUCUGUAAAUGUGGUCAACAUCCAGGCUCAGGAGCAGACAGGUCAGUCUGAAGCGUGGACCAGCAGAUCCUGCAAAUGUGACUGCGAGGGAGAAGGUCCCACUGAAGGCUCCUCCUUCAGCUCCGCGAUGGUGCGAGGGGUGGACUGCAUGCCAGAAUGCCCGUACCACAAGCCUCUGGGGUUCGAGGCUGGAUCCGUGAGCGCAGAGCAGAUCACAUGUUCAAACCAGGAGCAGUACACCGGCUGGUUCUCCUCGUGGCUCCCCAACAAGGCCCGCCUCAACAGCCAGGGCUUUGGAUGUGCAUGGCUCUCCAAGUACCAGGACAACAACCAGUGGCUGGAGAUCGACUUGAAGGAGGUGAAAGUGGUCUCCGGUAUUCUGACCCAGGGCAGGUGCGACGCAGACGAGUGGAUCACCAAGUACAGCAUCCAGUAUCGCUCUGACAAGAAACUCAACUGGAUCUACUACAAGGACCAGACGGGCAACAACCGGGUUUUCUACGGGAACUCGGACCGCUCCUCCUCAGUGCAGAACCUCCUCCGUCCGCCCAUCGUGGCCCAGUUCAUCCGCAUCCUGCCCCUGGGCUGGCACACCCGCAUCGCCCUGCGCCUGGAGCUGCUGCUCUGCAUGAGCAAAUGCUCCUGA